Messenger RNA from Penicillium nucicola, 1557 nucleotides. RefSeq names its product Zn(II)2Cys6 transcription factor. Gene Ontology annotation, cellular component: nucleus. The transcript has 2 exons. Gene Ontology annotation, biological process: positive regulation of transcription by RNA polymerase II. The record is from RefSeq and is a predicted model, not a curated record. Bases 1 to 1557 code for a protein of 518 amino acids. NCBI's taxonomy places the organism in Eukaryota, Fungi, Ascomycota, Eurotiomycetes, Eurotiales, Aspergillaceae. Gene Ontology annotation, molecular function: DNA-binding transcription factor activity, RNA polymerase II-specific; transcription cis-regulatory region binding; zinc ion binding.
AUGGAGGUAUGCGACCCAUGCUGGACAUGUCGCAACCGGCGCAUUCAAUGCGACCAGUCCGGCACACCAUGCGCCAAGUGCGAGAAAGCGGGACUAGAAUGCUUCGAUAAACGCCCGUUCAGAUGGGUGAAAGGUGUGGCAAUUCGCGGCAAGAUGCAAGGCCGCUCAUUUGAGGGUAAAGCAGGAGACUCGUCUUCUGCUUUGAAGCCUGUACGGUCACCAGUCAAGAAACCUCGCACGCCGGUCAGUGGCGAAACCCUGCAUAGUGCAUUACAAGACCCAUCUACAUCGCACUUAGAUCACGUUUCAAAGUAUUACAUAGAUUAUUGUGAGUCUAGAUGCGAAGCGCAAGAGAACAAGCAUACUGACAAGAUGUCAGAUAACGAACGAAUAUGCAAGUUAUUCAUUGUCUACGACAGCGACAAAAACCCACUCCGGAGUCUGAUCCCUUACGGAAUGAAAGAGCCAAUCUUACAAAAGGCCAUUCUUGCUCUGGCGGCGCGGCACCACGUCAACUCAGGGCAGCCGUUUCAUCAACUUCAAGCGCCGACCUCUCCUGAUCUCAUCAAUGCUAAUCGAGACGCACUGCUUUUCAAGCAUCAAGCUAUGGAAGCUCUAUCCCGGGCCCUAGGCAAUGCAAAUUCAGACUCAUCCAAAAAGGAUACUACUGUUGCUAGUAUCUUUCUGCUCAUAUUUUUGGAUCUUUUGGAGUCUGGGAGUGAUGGCUGGAACUUUCAUCUCGAGGGUGCUAAGAGCUUGAUUUCUUCUCGGCGAUUGAUGGGGGACACUGGUAUCAACGAUGGGCCUGGUCAGACCAUUCAAGAGAUUCGAGGUUUUAUUGCUAAGCAAAUACACCUGAUUGAGACUCUGGGAGCAACCUUCCUACGACCCAAGCUACUAUCCGAAUUCAUUUCCGCUGACGAAGAAGACGCCCAGUCCCAAGAAGCCAUCGAGAAAUCUUUUCUUGGGUGCCCGGAAUACUUGUUGAAAGCGAUACAAUUCCUCUCGAAUGAACGAGAUACUAUCGCAGCAUCGAAGCUCGAUCAAGCCGCCAUCCAAACACAUAUUCAAGAUACAACAGCCAUGCUGUCUCUUAUCCAGAAUUUUGACUGUUACGCUUGGGUCUCAAGCCUUCAAACUUCCAGCCAAUCAACCCCAAACAAAAUAAGCAACCUCUGCACCCUAUCGCAAGCAUACAAGAUCGGGGCUUCGAUAUAUGGUAGACGAGUCCUGGAUGCCCUCACAGACGAUGUCACCUUACAAGAUGACUUGUUGUCGGAGCUAUUGGGUCUUAUUGAUGCAUUGAAAGAGGACGAGGCCCUCUUCAAGUGUAUUCUAUGGGCUAUCUUCGUCGCGGGUCUGGAAUGUCGCACUCAAGCACAAAGGGAUUUCCUUGUUGAAUGUUUAGAGAAGUUUUGGGUGGCGACUAGUUGUUUGAAUGUCGUUAAUGCGGCGAAUAUCUUACGGGAUUACUGGCAGCAAGAGGAUAAAUUGGAGGUUUCUUCGCGGUGGAUCUUCGACAUUGGACGGUUAGGUCGGGACUGGCUUCUGAUAUAA